Messenger RNA from Coffea arabica (coffee), 1401 nucleotides. RefSeq lists its product as uncharacterized. Lineage: Eukaryota; Viridiplantae; Streptophyta; Magnoliopsida; Gentianales; Rubiaceae. The record is from RefSeq and is a predicted model, not a curated record.
AUGGACCAACUCACCAAUAUGUACAGGAAUGUUGAGGUCCAAUUAGGGCAAAUAACAAAUGUGGUUAACAAUCGCAACCAAGGGGAUUUACCUAGCAAGACUGAGGUGAACCCAAGGGAGUAUGUGAAGGCUAUAACCCUCCGUAGUGGUAAGGAGGUAGGUGAGCUGCCUGUAGUUGAAUGUGAGAAAGAAUGUGAAAGAAGAGAGAACAAGCAAUUGAGUGAGUUAGGAGAGGAUGGCAAGAAAAUCAAAGGGAAAGAAAAGAUGGAGGAAAAUGAACCACAAAUGAGAGAUACAACACCAAUUCCUCCACCAGUGCCAUUCCCACAAAGAUUGAAACCUUCGAGAAAUGACAAAGAAUUUGAAAAGUUUGUCAACAUUUUCAAACAAUUACAUAUUAACAUUUCUUUUGUUAAUGCUAUUUUACAGAUUCCUUCAUACGCAAAGUUUUUCAAAGAGAUAAUGACUAAGAAAAGGAAGUUAGUAGAUAGUGAGACAAUUGCAUUAACGGAAGAAUGUAGUGUCAUUAUACAAAACAAGUUGCUACCAAAGUUGAAAGAUCCAGGAAGUUUCACAGUUCCUUGCACUAUUGGUAAUGUAGAAUUCUCUAAAGCACUUUAUGACCUUGGUGCAAGUGUUUCAUUGAUUCCUUUACCUGUAGCUAGGCAAUUGGGGUUAAAAGAGUUAAAACGUACUAACAUUUCCUUACAAUUGGCUGACAGGUCUAUUAGACAUCCAAUGGGCAUAUUGGAGAAUGUGCUCACUAAAGUGCAGAAAUUCAUUAUUCCUGUCGAUUUUGUUGUUUUAGAUAUGGAGGAAGAUGUCAAUGUACCUAUUAUACUUGAUAGGCCAUUUCUAGCCACCGCAGGUACAAUAAUAGAUAUUAAACGUGGUAAGUUCAAGUUCCAAAUAGGUGAAGAGGAAUUGAAAUUUGAUUUGAGUAAAGUGGAGAAAUAUCCCUCUUUUAUCGACCAUGUCUAUUCUAUUGACAUGUGUGAUGAAUUGGCAUUAGAGAUGAGUCAAGCACAGGUUCCUUACAAAAGGAGAAAUGCAUAUGAGGAGUUAGGACUGAGUAAAGGGCUACCUCCACCAUCAUGUGAGCAAGCACCACAGCUUGAGCUUAAACCACUGUCUAAACACCUCAAAUAUGCGUUUCUUGGAGAAAAAGAGACAUUGCCGGUAAUUGUCAAUGCAGCACUAGAUGAGGAACAACUAGACAAGCUCUUACGUGUUCUGAGGAAGCAUUUAAAGGCUAUAGGAUGGACGAUUUCUGAUAUCAAGGGAAUUAGUCCAACUAUUUGUAUGCACCGGAUUUUGUUAGAAGAAAAUUCUAAGCCGGUGGUUGAGACUCAAAGAAAGAAAUCCAAAUAUGAAAGAAGUGGUAAGAGUAGAAAUCCUUAA